Molecule: messenger RNA, 1608 nt
Organism: Didymodactylos carnosus
Lineage: Eukaryota; Metazoa; Rotifera; Eurotatoria; Philodinida; Philodinidae
Source: the annotation of a GenBank genome assembly
AUGAGCCAACCAACAGCAACUGACAAUGAGAAGGUAUUUGGCCACAAUGAGCAUAAACGUGAACAUCGGCUGCAACGUACUGAAUUGCGACAACUCUACGCUCAUCAAUUAAGCUUGAUUGAACAGCAAUAUCCAAACGCGUCAUCAUCCAAAUUGUUGAAUCUGUUACGAAGACAUGACGGAGAUGUUGAUAAGGUUUGUGCAAUUUUGAAAAAACGUUCAUCUCGUCAAACAAAAUUUGAUCAAAUUGAACAAAAAUAUGGUCCAGAAUUAACGAAAUUCUUAGAGCAAGAGUCAUCACAUCUUUUGGGAUCAAAGAUGCCAAAACGACAACGUUUAUUACGCAUAAUGGAACGAUCUCAUGGUGAUCAGGAACAUCUUCAAAAAUUCUUGAAUAGAAUAAAUAAUCGACAUCAAAAUAAAGAAGAGGCAAAAGAAAAAUAUGUCCAGCACGUGACUGAAUUAGAGCAAGAUGGUCUGGAUGUUAAGAGGCCAUGUGUUUAUCGUUUACUAGAGAAGCAUGAUGGCGAUUUAACAAAGGUUCGUGCAAUAAUGCAACAUCGUUUAAAUAAAAAAACGGAUUUGGAAAAAUUCGAAUUGGAGUAUGAUCAACAACUGAAACAACUGGAAUUAGAUGGUGUUCAUAUCAGGAACAAACGUGCUGUAGUACAUCUUCUUCAAAAAUCAAAUGGUCAAUUAGAUACAGUUAAAGAAUUUUUGUUACAAAAACAACAACGAAAGGAAAAAAAGAAACGUGAUUAUUCAUCGCCAAGAGAAGAUGAUGAAAAAGAGCACAGACAACAGAAGAAAGCUCGUAUGGCUAAUAUAAGUGUCGAUGAUUUGGAGUAUUUGAAGCAAUUGCGCGUAGCAGGUGUCCAUGGUAAUCCAAUAAAAAUAUUAAAAAUAUUGCAUGAGGAAUGUAAUGAUUCAGUAGAAUUAACAAUUGAAAAAUGUCGACAGCAUAAGGAUCAACGUAAACAUGAGCGUGAAGAACGACUAAAAAAACGUGAAUUAUUGAAUGAAACGCAACAAGCUUAUUUGUCCAUUAUAUCCAAAGAAGAUUGGCCAUCAAAUAUAGAUCAAGUUUAUCUAGAUGGAAAUAAUAUGAUGUUUGUUAUUGAUUCAUUACGCCGUUUAUGUUUAAAUCGUCAAGGAAAAAAAACAGAAAAUAUAAUUGGACAAAUAGCUUCGGCAUGGAAUGAGAAAUUACAAAUUCCACACGUUAAUCUAAUAUACGAUUCAACAAAUCAAGUAGAAACGAUUGGUACUGUCAAUAUACAAAGUGCACGACCAAAAUACAAAACAACAGAUGAUAUGCUAAUUGAUUUAGCUAAACAGAAUCAUGGCAAAAAUGAACAUACAAUUGUUGUAACAGCUGAUCGCGCUUUAGCUGUCCAAUUGAACAGUGAAGGUUGCAAACUGGUUAAACCGUAUCACUGGUUUGCGCAUUGUGUUAUGCUAUUGACACCUGAUCUUAUUAAACAAGAUCCAACUGAAAGCAAUACACAUGUAGAUACAGCAAUGAGAAAACGUCGAGAUAAUAAAAAAGAAAAAAUACAUUAUGAUUUUGAUGAAUUACUUAAACGUGUGGCAAAUAUUGAUAUAUAA